Messenger RNA from Saccostrea cuccullata (small rock oyster), 3417 nucleotides. Its product is annotated as mucin-2-like. Bases 1 to 3417 code for a protein of 1138 amino acids. The record is from RefSeq and is a predicted model, not a curated record. NCBI's taxonomy places the organism in Eukaryota, Metazoa, Mollusca, Bivalvia, Ostreida, Ostreidae. The transcript has 10 exons.
AUGAGUGAUCACGAUUCUCUAAGUAGUGGUACACCUCCUACAACAGCAUCAUCAACUGUAACUACGUCUCCUACAUCAAAAACAAGUGAUGCUUCGUCGUCUACAACAGCAUCACCAACUGUAUCUACAACAUCUCCUACAACAAAAUCAAGUGAUGCUUCGUCUUCUUCAACAGCAUCACCAACUGUAUUAACAACAACUCCUACAACAAAAACAAGUGAUGCUUCGUCUUCUACAACAGCAUCAUCAACUGUAUCUACAACAUCUUCUACAACAAAAUCAAGUGAUGCUUCGUCUUUUUCAACAGCAUCACCAACUGUAUUUACAACAACUCCUACAACAAAAUCAAGUGAUGGUUCGUCUUCUACAACAGCAUCACCAACUGUAUCUACAACAUCUUCUACAACAAAAACAAGUGAUGCUUCGUCUUCUUCAACAGCAUCACCAACUGUAUUUACAACAACUCCUACAACAAAAUCAAGUGAUGCUUUGUCUUCUACAACAGCAUCAUCAACUGUAUCUACAACAUCUCCUUCAACAAAAUCAAGUGAUUCUUCGUCUUCUACAACAGCAUUACCGACUAUAUCUACAACAUCUCCUACAACAAAAUCAAGUGAUGCUUCGUCUUCUACAACAGCAUCACCGACUAUAUCUACAAUAACUCCUACAACAAAAUCAAGUGAUGUUUCGUCCUCUACAACAGCAUCACCAACUGUAUUUACAACAACUCCUACAAUAAAAUCAAGUGAUGCUUCGUCUUCUACAACAGCAUCUCCAACUGUAUCGACAACAUCCCUUACAACAAAAACAAGUGAUGCUUCGUUUUCUACAACAGCAUCACCAACUGUAUCUACAACAUCUCCUACAACAAAAUCAAGUGAUGCUUCGUCUUCUACAACAACAUCAUCCACUGUAUCUACAACAUCUCCUACAACAAAAUCAAGUGAUGCUUCGUCUUCUACAACAGCAUCACCAACUGUAUCUACAACAUCUCCUACAACAAAAUCAAGUGAUGCCUCGUCUUCUACAACAGCAUCAUCCACUGUAUCUACAACAUCUCCUACAACAAAAACAAGUGAUGCUUCGUCUUCUACAACAACAUCAUCCACUGCAUCUACAACAUCUCCAACAACAAAAUCAAGUGAUUCUUCGUCUGCUACAACAGCAUCAUCCACUGCAUCUACAACAUCUCCUACAACAAAAUCAAGUGAUGCUUCGUCUUCUACAACAGCAUCACCAACUGUAUCUACAACAUCUCCUACAACAAAAUCAAGUGAUGCCUCGUCUUCUACAACAGCAUCAUCCACUGUAUCUACAACAUCUUCUACAACAAAAACAAGUGAUGCUUCGUCUUCUACAACAACAUCAUCCACUGCAUCUACAACAUCUCCAACAACAAAAUCAAGUGAUUCUUCGUCUGCUACAACAGCAUCAUCAACUGUAUCUACAACAACUACUACAACAAAAUCAAGUGAUGCUUCGUUUUCUACAACAGCAUCACCAACUGUAUCUACAACAUCUCCUACAACAAAAUCAAGUGAUGGUUCGUCUUCUACAACAGCAUCAUCAACUGUAUCUACAACAACUCCUACAACAAAAUCAAGUGAUAGUUCGUCUUCUACAACAGCAUCAUCAACAGUAUCUACAACAUCUUCUACAACAAAAUCAAGUGAUGCUUCGUCUUCUUCAACAGCAUCAUCAACUGUAUUUACAACAUCUUCUACAACAAAAUCAAGUGAUGCUUCGUCUUCUUCAACAGCAUCACCAACUGUAUUUACAACAACUCCUACAACAAAAUCAAGUGAUGCUUCGUCUUCUACAACAGCAUCAUCCACUGUAUCUACAACAUCUCCUACAACAAAAUCAAGUGAUGCUUCGUCUUCUACAACAACAUCAUCCACUGCAUCUACAACAUCUCCAACAACAAAAUCAAGUGAUUCUUCGUCUGCUACAACAGCAUCAUCAACUGUAUCUACAACAUCUCCAACAACAAAAUCAAGUGAUGCUUCAUUUUCUACAACAGCAUCAUCAACUGCAUCUACAUCUUAUACAAUAAAAACAAGUGAUGCUUCCUCUCCUAUAACAAAUACAAGUGAUGAUUUCACAAAAGGUGAAACAACAACUCUAACAGUAGUAACAACAAGUGAUACUAUAUCUCAAGGAGGUCCUGGGAAUAACGAAUUUCCCGUAGAACCCAUCAUUGUUGCAGGAGCAGUUUUCCAGAUUCAUUUCAUUUUUAUGUUUAGCGGUAACGUUUUUGGUGAUCCAAACUUCACGGAAUCCUUGGAAGAUCAGGGGCGGAUUCAUGAAUUGAAGUGGAGGGGGGCGCAAGACUUAGGCAGGGGGUCUGAGGGCCGCCUUGAGGCCCCCAGUGGGUCCCGGAAGCUCAUGGAUUCCAGUGGUUUUGUAGGAAUUUCUCCAUUAACAAACCCCAGGAGGAGGGAAAAACGAAAUAGACAUCUUAUAGAUGAUAACAGCAAUACUGAUGGAAACCAGACUUUAGAACAAAGGGUAAAUACAUCUGUUAAAAUAGACGUUGACAUUAGCGUGGCAGACUUGAGAGGUAAACAACUGAGUUUGGUAAAUCUUGGACAGGCAGUGACAGACAGCAUACAAUCCAAUCUGACCAAACUGAAUACAACUGCUGGAAAAGUCUUAAAUGACCUGGAUGACAUUAUAUCAAGUCUACGCAACCAAACAGAAGGUAAAACUGAGUGUGAUGCUAUUCCUGUUGAAAAACUUUGUUUUCCGGGAUACGACUGUACGCCUACUGCAUCAAACUACACCGCUGAAUGUGUCCAUAAAUGUACCUCUACGGGAUUGACCUGUAGGAACAAUGGACACUGUUAUUUUGACACCGUAGUCCAGCAGACUGCUUGCAGUUGUCAAAAGAGUUUAAUGACGAUUUAUUACGGACCCGAAUGUGAAGAGAGGACUGGGAGAUUUGAAUACGUUGUUGGCCUGUCUGUCGGUAUCGUUGGAGGAUUGGUUCUCAUAAUUCUACUUACAGUCUGCUGCAGACGUAUCUCUAAGCACGAAAAGACUGACAGGGGAAAAUUUGCAGAAUGUGAAACAGAUGUUUUAAAGAAUAGAUUUGAACUUAAUGAGCUGAAUUCCGAGAUAUCCAUGGUAGAAUAUCCAGAGCCAUACAAAUAUUCUGGAGCUCUAGGUGUUACAAACAAGGUGUAUGAGCAAUUUGGACGUCAAAGAAAGUAUAUUUCUGAUAUGUACGUACCAAAGAAAACACUGUCUUUCCCCCAAAGUCCUUAUUUGAGUGAUCCAGGGGCAGUAGGAAAUAUUGGUACAUUUAAAGAUUUCUCUAUAAAGAGGCCUCAAGUUUUCAAUAAUCCAGUGAAUGACCUGGACAGUCCAUACUACAGACCGCAGACACAACAACGUCCCUAUAGCCAGAUAUAG